Messenger RNA from Lactuca sativa (garden lettuce), 991 nucleotides. Its product is annotated as NDR1/HIN1-like protein 10. Gene Ontology annotation, biological process: defense response to other organism. Gene Ontology annotation, cellular component: plasma membrane. Lineage: Eukaryota; Viridiplantae; Streptophyta; Magnoliopsida; Asterales; Asteraceae. The record is from RefSeq and is a predicted model, not a curated record.
ACAUAUACGCGGUUUCCGGCAAUACCCCACCUCUUCCACACCCCAACUAUACAAACAACAGGACAUAUACACCACCGCCUUCUCCUACAAACCCACCUCACAUGCAAUGGCCGAUCAGAACAGGCCCGUCACCGGCUACCCCGCUCCGCCUGCUUCCAACGGCUAUCCUACCAACACUGCCACUGCAUACCCUUACGUUGCACCGCCACCACAGAAUCAGGGCGCAUACUUCAACGUUUCUGCCAACCCUUACUACUCCGAUCCCUAUGCCAACCAACAACGUGCCACCUUCAUCCGCCGCAUCUUCGCUGUCUUUAUUGCUUGCAUUAUCAUCAUCGGGACCAUAGUGUUCAUCAUGUGGCUCAUCCUCCGCCCCCAAGUCCCUCAGUUCCGUUUAGAUACCCUAACCCUAUCUAACUUCAACAUGUCAUCAAACUCCCUGAUUUCCGGCACUUGGGACGCUCGUUUCACUGUACGUAAUCCUAACUCAAAGAUCGUUCUCUACUACGAUCACAUCGAAGCUGCCGUCUUCUACAAAUCCGAAUCGAUUUCGGAGACAACAGUGCCGCCUUUCGCACAGGGAAAGAAAAAUGAGACGACUGUUCGGGCAACUUUCGUUUCCGCGUCCGCCUAUGUCGAUGAUCGGAAUGGUAUCAGUAGCGAGAGAUCUCGUGGCACGGUAGACUUCAAUUUGAGGAUGAUGGCUAGGGUUCGGUUUAAGGCUGGUGCUUGGUGGGCUAGACGGCGGAUUCUGAAGAUUUAUUGCCCUAAUUUGUUAAUUGGGGUUUCUACAAAUAGCACCGGUGGAUCUUUGUCUGGUGGCUCCAAGAACUGCAGGGUUGGUCUGUGAUUACAAGGUACUUUAUCAUGCUUUUCUGAAACCUAAUACAGUUGUAGUCGAGAUCUUCUGACCUUUUCUUAGUAUGAUAUGUACAGACUGCUGUUUUUUUGUACCUUUCUUUUGAAUAUAUGUAUUCAAAUUCGUUUUUCA